UGCUUUGAGCCAGUCCCAAUCCGACAGUGAAUGUGUUCGGAGUGGAGUGGUGUGCUUAGUGAUACCUCUCAGUGGACCGACCCAGUACUUCCGCCAAAGAUGACUAUCCCAGAGGCUGGCAGGGAGAGAGGGGGGUGGUUAGGUAAAAUGGAGGGAAACUGUGCCCCAACCCCCCUCCCCGCCUUCCCCCACCACUCCCCCCUCCAAACCAGGCAACCGUGCCCUUCCUUCAUUUCAACUAGGGCUGCUUCUAGGCACGGACCUCUCCGUCGAGCCGGGCCUCAUAGCCAUCUGUUGACCUACAAAAGGGCAUCAUCUAUUGUAUGUAUUAAUAGACAUAAUCAGAAGGAAAAAGUUUCCGCCAUUGCCGACACACCCAUUUUACGUAACACUUGA
Molecule: messenger RNA, 396 nt
Organism: Nezara viridula (southern green stink bug)
Lineage: Eukaryota; Metazoa; Arthropoda; Insecta; Hemiptera; Pentatomidae
Source: the annotation of a GenBank genome assembly